AUGCCCGCUGUCGAGCCAGACAAUCCGGUACCUGAUGACCCCGUGCCCGCUGUCGUGCCAAUUGACUCAGAGCCCACUGUCGUGCCUGAUGACGCGGUUCCCGCUGUUGAGCCAAAUGACCUGAUGCCUGGUGACUCGAUGCCCGCUGUCCAGCCAGACGAUCCAAUGUCUGACCCAGUGCCCGCGGUCAUACCAGUUGACUCGGAGCCCACUGCCUUGCCAGAUGACGCGGUGCCCGCUGUCGAGCCAAAUGACCUGAUGCCUGGUGACCCGAUGCCCGCUGUCCAGCCAGACGAUCCAAUGUCUGACCCAGUGCCAGCGGUCAUGCCAAUUGACUCAGAGCCCGCUGUCGUACCUGGUGACUCGGUGCCCACUGCCUUGCCAGAUGACGCGAUGACGCGGUGCCCGCUGUCGAGCCAAAUGACCUGAUGCCUGGUGACCCGAUGCCCGCUGUCCAGCCAGACGAUCCAAUGUCUGACCCAGUGCCCGCGGUCAUACCAGUUGACUCGGAGCCCACUGCCUUGCCAGAUGACGCGGUGCCCGCUGUCGAGCCAAAUGACCUGAUGCCUGGUGACCCGAUGCCCGCUGUCCAGCCAGACGAUCCAAUGUCUGACCCAGUGCCAGCGGUCAUGCCAGUUGACUCGGAGCCCACUGUCGUGCCUGGUGACUCGGGGCCUGCC
Staurois parvus is the source of this 680-nucleotide messenger RNA. Lineage: Eukaryota; Metazoa; Chordata; Amphibia; Anura; Ranidae. The record is from the annotation of a GenBank genome assembly.